Molecule: messenger RNA, 380 nt
Organism: Staurois parvus
Lineage: Eukaryota; Metazoa; Chordata; Amphibia; Anura; Ranidae
Source: the annotation of a GenBank genome assembly
UAUGUUGUGUGUACUGUGGGAGACCAGAUAUAGUGAAUGCAGGGUCCGGGGAGACCAGAUACAGGGAAUGCAGGGUCCGGGGAGAGCAGAUAUAGUGAAUGCAGGGUCCGGAGAGACCAGAUAUAGUGAAUGCAGGGUCCGGGGAGACCAGAUAUAGUGAAUGCGGGGUCCGGGGAGACCAGAUAUAGUGAAUGCAGGGUCCUGGGAGAGCGGAUAAGUGAAUGCAGGGUCUGGGGAGAGCGGAUAUAGUGAAUGCGGGGUCCGGGGAGACCAGAUAUAGUGAAUGCGGGGUCCGGGGAGACCAGAUAUAGUGAAUGCAGGGUCCGAGGAGAGCAGAUAUAGUGAAUGCAGGGGUCCGGGGAGACAAGAUAUAGUGAAUG